Salvelinus sp. IW2-2015 is the source of this 795-nucleotide messenger RNA. RefSeq names its product WW domain-containing oxidoreductase-like. The record is from RefSeq and is a predicted model, not a curated record. Gene Ontology annotation, molecular function: transcription coactivator activity; protein binding. NCBI's taxonomy places the organism in Eukaryota, Metazoa, Chordata, Actinopteri, Salmoniformes, Salmonidae. Gene Ontology annotation, biological process: positive regulation of transcription by RNA polymerase II; hippo signaling. Gene Ontology annotation, cellular component: nucleus; cytoplasm.
UACAAAUUAUAUUAGUGUUGCCAUUUUUGUAACUGUAAUGUUACAGUAUCUUAUUUGAACUGAGGAACGGAAUGACUUUACUCCUGCAUGACUUCAUUACCCAAACAACACUUCGCAGACAUAAGACUCAUCACCGUAUUAUUGCGGAAGUGUUGAGGMAGGAUUAUAACUAUAGCUCAGUGGAUUAUAAUCACAGAGUUUCUGAUUUCGAUUUUCACAGCUCUGUCGCUUCUGUAAAAUAUAGAUGGUCAUUUUGCUAUAUCUCUGAAUUCUAAAGAAACACGGGAUAUGGCAGCUUUAAAGUAUGCUGGUAUGGACGAUACAGACAGCGAGGAUGAGCUGCCCCCAGGAUGGGAAGAGAGAUCUACGAAGGAUGGAUGGGUUUACUAUGCGAAUCAUGAGGAAAUGAAGACUCAGUGGGAUCAUCCCAAAACAGGGAAGAAGAGACGCUGUGCUGGAGAUCUACCGUAUGGAUGGGAGCAGGAGAUGGAUGACAAAGGACAAAUCUUCUAUGUGGAUCACAUUAACAAGAGGAAGACCUACUUUGACCCGCGGCAGGCGUUCACUGUGGAGGACGUGCUAGUGAAGCCGAAGCGUUACGAUGGGAAUACUGCAGCCCUGGAGAUUCUGCAGGGUCGUGACCUCUCAGACAGGGUGGUCCUCAUCACCGGGGGAAACUCUGGCAUCGGUUUUGAGACAGCCAAGUCGUUUGCCCUCCAUGGGGCCCAUGUGAUCCUGGCCUGUAGGAAUCUCUCCAAGGCCAUCAAGGCUGUCAGCCUCAUACAGCAGGAGUGG